Messenger RNA from Pocillopora meandrina, 28364 nucleotides. NCBI's taxonomy places the organism in Eukaryota, Metazoa, Cnidaria, Anthozoa, Scleractinia, Pocilloporidae. The record is from the annotation of a GenBank genome assembly.
GGCCUUUUCCGCGAAAAAGAGAGGUAUGUGAAUACUUUGUAAAUUUCUGACUGUCAGGCGUUUGGCUCCAUUAGGACUGUGCCCGUCGAACACUUAGACUUUUGAUGUUUGCGGUUGACCCGUUUAACGGAAAGCCGUUAGUGUGCGUUUUCCCGUGAAAGGUCAUAAAUUCCCAAAUCAGUACAUGUAAAUAAUAGACCUGUUUAUAGUUCCUAGCGCUAUAUUGGGCAUGAAAACGCGCACAAGUGAGAACGAGGCGAGGAUUGACUCGUGUUAAAUGUCUGUGAGCGCUUUUGUUGAAAUUCGUACAUGGGUAGUAAAAUUGUUCGAUUUUUAAGGAAAAUGGAUGGUCCUAGCUGAAAUCUCGAUAAAGCUAAUUUUCUCCCAAAAGGAAAGGAAAGCAUUGUGCCGCUUUUGGUUGUUCAAAUACAUUUUAUGGUUUUUAACAAAGCGGUCACAAUCGUUCUUGGUCGAAUUUCAAGCCGUCAUAUUGUCUGAUUUUCACAUAUUAAUAUUUGCGUUGUCAUCAAACAGAUCAGAGAUAAAACCAUCAGUAAAGUAACAGGGUUUUCUCUAAGGUUAUUAAGUAGCCGGAGCUUUUUUAAAGAUAAAUGGUAUUCAUAUCUCGAAAUCCAAUAUGGCCAAUAUGGCGGACAAAACGUCAUAUUGUUCGUACUUUCCUGCCACCGUAGCAAGAUUUGUCAAAAAGACAGUCCCCAUCAGAACGUUUUUAAACUAACUUUGAGUCAGAAGACUUCUUAUGUUUUCAGAAAAGAUAGGCAGCGCAAAUUUGUAUUUUUAUGGAGCCCAAAUUUAGACCUGAUAAACAUCAUCUUUGUACGGGCUCUCGAAGCAAUGAAAGUGGCCGGCGAAACCUUGCAGAGAAACCGGCGUACUUCGCCGGCUGCCGGCUCUUAUCUACAACCCUGAAGUAAAGAAAUGGCCACUCACGAAAGUGCAAGUGAGAAGACUAUAUGAAGGCUCGAAAUUAUAUUAAGAACGAUUGCGAUCAAGAGACGGGCAAGGAAUAUUCGGAAAAAUUUCCGCACAGCCCCGUACUUCAUUAUGCAUGCACAUACACACCUUCGAUCUGUUGCUCUUCUGCGUGGUCACAGCAUGUGUUGAAAUGAACCCGCUACCGGUCCCUUGGGUGAGAAAAUUUCAAUAUUAGGAGGCUGUGAUUUCUUUAUAACAAGUAAGGAAUAAUAAUCUCUAGAUUUCUUUUCCUUCACAUCAAAAAUAUUGUUAUUUAUUUGAAGCAAAGAAGGCGUUAGUGUAUAGAUAUACCGUAUUCAAGUUGUAUUUUUAGAAGUUCAGAAAUGUGAUUUGAGGCUAUUAUUUUUAUUAAACCAUAUAAACAUUUUAUUCUUUCCACGUGAGUUUUUUAGCUUCAUCGAAAUUAAUUUCGACUUAAUGGAGAGGGGUAGCAUCAGUGAGACUACUUCUGUCCACAGAACACAACUUCCAUCAACAUCUGCUCCACCACAAUACCCCAUUCAUUGCUUUCAGCAUGAAUGAGCUAAAAACCAAGUCGGUAUAUAUGCUCCUGAUAAAUUUGAGGAAUCAAAUGAACAUAGCCAUCCCAAACUAUGAUGUUGAUCAUGAAGAGCCAAAUGACCCUAAACAGGCUUUCUAUCCACAUGUAAUGCUUUGUUACAGUUAAAUGCACAACUUAAAUUCUAUAACUAGCUACUUGUAAUGACUGUUGACCAUUUUUUUAAUUUGAACUCUAAGAGUUUUUUGUGAGAACAAAGAAUAUGCCUAAAUCAAUACAUGUCAAUAUUUUUCUUCCUUCUCUGAUCUUUUUCAGUCACUCUUGAUUGUGAAACAGAAUAUCAGGGUUCUUGUUGAUUCAAUUUUUACCUGUAAACUGUUCUUUUUCAGAAUCAACUAUCAGUUUGCAGUACCAUUAUAAGGUGAGUUUUGUAGAUAGACAUUGGAAUAAAUGAAAAAAUGGUGAACAUCACAUGGUUAUCAUUCAGGGAAUUUGAAAGAGUAAACUGUUUCUCGUUAUUCCAUUAUGGGUCAUCAUCCAUGACUUAAAAACUUGCACAACUCAUUUUUAAGAAGCUGACCAAGUAAACUCAAUGAUUUUUUAUUUUUUUAAACAAUUUUAUUCUGACCUUUCAUUUACACAGUUACAAUUUUACAUUCAUAAAAUAGGUUAAAAAUGAUAACAAUUCGAUAUAUCUAACAAUCUUACGCAGUUACCCUAUUUUCAGCUUAAGAAAUUAAACAAAUUAAACUAAUUAAACCAAGCAACAUAAAGUAAAAAAAAAAGAGGGAAAAAACAGGAUAGAAGGCAAAUCAGCUUAAGAUUUUUUAAAUUAUUAACCAUUCCUUUUCAUUUGAAUAUCCAUUUCUUUUCAAAAAAGUUUUUCUUAUUUAUUUUUCUUUCAAUUUCAUAUUUGAUAGCUAUCUUGUUCUGAUAACCUUGUAUUUUAGGGUGUAUUUGUUUUCUUCUGCAGUCCCACAAAAACAGUUUUCCAAUAAUAAUAAGGUAAUUGAGUAGUGUAUGUGAAGGGCAUUGUGUUGAAAGCCUUCCAAAUAAAACAUUUUCCAAAGUCAGGUGAACUACCUGAUUUGCCAAGCAGAACCAGUACAAUUUGAAAUCAUUCCAGAACUGUCUCGCAUAAGUGCAUUGAUAAAGCAGGUGAUAUAGCAUUUCUUGCUCAGCUUCGCAGAAAGUGCAUAAGUCAUCAGCUCUAAAGCCAAUUUUACACAAUUUCGUGUUUGUGUAGAGUAUAUUGUUAAGGAUUUUAUACUGAAAAGCCUUCACAUAGGAUUCAAGUGCAACAGAGUGAGGUAAAAUGAAAGAUUCCCUCAAUAGAUCAUCUGAGAUAUUAAAGUCUCUUUUCCAUUUAUGAACAAUAUUAGGAGGCUGUGAUUUCUUUAUAACAAGUAAGGAAUAAUAAUCUCUAGAUUUCUUUUCCUUCACAUCAAAAAUAUUGUUAUUUAUUUGAAGCAAAGAAGGCGUUAGUGUAUAGAUAUACCGUAUUUACCCGUGUAUAAUGCGCACCCGUGUAUAAUACGCACCCUAAUUUUUGACCUUUUUUCCGAAAAAAAAGAUUUCAUGACAAAUACCAAGAAUUAAAACUUCCAUUUUUUCACUUAAUUAACAAGAGCUGGGAAUUAAUCAAUAAUAUGUUUACAACAAUUUCUAACUAGUUGCUACUACAAAAUAUCACAUGCACCGAGCACCUAUUUACAAGCUUUUCUAUUCAAUAACAGUCAAACAUUUUACAAAUGUUGUAACUUGAAGUCCUUAUUAAUAUACCUAAAUUCACAACUGGAAUUAUUAUCAUAAAAGUCAUUCAUAAACAUUAUUUCUACUCACAGCACUGCUGGUAGCUCAAAUAUCAUCACUGCAUUGCAAUUGCAUGAUUUAAGCAAAAUGUUCAGUGUCUUUAAACAACGAAACCUUCAAAUUCCGACUCGCAGUCUGAUUCAAAUAAGUUUUCGAUGACUGAAUCAUCAAGUUCAUCAGUGAUCUCGGUUGAAUUGUAAACCGAUUCAUCUUGUGAUCCAUCCGAAUUGUUUGUGCACUCACACUUCAGAGAGAGGCAGCGAUCAUUUCUGAUGGAAUGGCUUUCUACGCUUGUGAAAUAUACGAACAGAUCAGUUCCUCCGAAGCCUUUUUUUGUCGUCCAGUAAAUUCAUGAAUUCCAUCAGCCAUCCACUGCUUUCGGACUCCAUCUCUAAACGGUUUGUUCAAAGAUACAUCGAGUGGCUGGAGAAGGGAAGUUUAUGUUUGAAGGAAGCAUUCACAGUAUCUGUCACAUGAGCUUCAAAUGAGUCGUAAACAAGCAAGCUCUUUCUCCUGGGCCACCGAUCCACGGACUUUUACUUUCUUUGUUGUGUUUUUAAUGUAUGCAAAUUAGGACGUGUUUAACAAACAAUAGAAUCCAUGUACAAUAUGCACCGCGAUUUUGAUGCUUGUUUUUAUGGAAAAAAAAGUGCGCAUUAUACACGGGUAAAUACGGUAAUCACGAUCAUCUUUCAAAAAAUCAGGUAUUUAGUGUCGAAGACCUGCCCAUUGUAGAAAGCUAAUUUUUCUAAUUUUAUUUGAAAUGUAACUGAAGGAAUCAUUAAUAUUCAAAUUGCGCCGGAGAUCAUGGAUGUGAGUGAAUCCGGAGUCAAAAAAUUUUUUGUACUAGAUAGGCUUUUGAUCUAUUCUAAUUUCUUGAUUAUUCCAAAUAAUAUUUGUCCAAUUCAAGUCUGUAGCGAAAGUUUCACGAAAUUGUGACCAUCAUAGAAGAAGCUCUUGAUAAAACUGGGAAGUGAUUGUAUAAUCGUUAACAUCAUAGUUACAAUUAACAAAGAACAGUCCUCCAAAUGUUUUCAAUUGGUGUUGUAAGUACCGCUUCCAUGAUCCAUCAUUUGCGUUAAAUAUUCGUUUAAGCCAUGCCAAUCUCAGAGCUUUAAAGCUUAAAGGUUAUAGUAAACUCAAUGAUGAUAAUUUUAUUUAUACAGUUCAAGCAUUUUAAAAAGUGAGUCACAGAAUAUGAAUUUGUGUUGCUGAUUUUAAACCAGUUUUGGCAUAGAUUGAAGAAUGCUUAUUACAGGUAAUGACAUUUUUAUCUGUAUUCCACCAACAGGAUUUGGAAUUGAAAUUUGCAGCCAAAUAUGGCAUUGAUGGCAAAGAAAGAAUGGAGGUCGACGAUGAGCCUGGUAAUUGUAUUUCAGAUAAUUGUAACCUGUUUUGAUUUGAGUGUGCUGGUUUUCAUAUUUAUUUAACAUUGUUAACAUAACAAACCUUAUUGGUUUGGUAUAGCAAGCCAGGGGCUAGAAGAUUUGAGAUCAGGCUGACAGAUUCUGACUCUCACUUUUACAAUGGGCAAAAAUAUAUUUUCAGGGACUUUUAACAUACAGAAUUACCUCAAGUCUAAUACCCUUUUCACACCACCAGAGCAUGUUCCGUUCAACUGUGUUUAACUGAAUGGACAUCAGUAACAGAGAACUGAACAACUGAAUUUCUCAUAUGGUUCAUUGAAGUAGUCACUAACUCUUAAUUUCAAUGUGUCAAAUUUCAAACUGGCAAACACUGCUUUGAGCAGCUCACCAUUCGCUGCAAUGAAGGGCUACCCUUGAAAUGUUGGCUCAGAAACUCUCUGCCAUGGCCAAUUUACAUCAUCAAGUCAUUGAUGUUUAAAUUGAUGAAACCAAAUUAUCUGAUUUUAAAGUGUGUUUAAUUAACAAAAUAGCUUUAAAACAAGCUUAAGCUUUGGUGUGAAUUGGUUAUUACUUAAGAUUUUUGUUAACCUUAAGUUAAAUUAAAGUGGAACCAAAUUAGUAUUUGAUGUUGCUCUAGUGAAGUGAGUAUUGCAUUGCAUUUGUUGCUAGGCCGUGUGAAACUUUUUUUAUGCAGUUUUCCUAAUCUGCUCAGUCUUGAGAUUAAAAUUAAUAGAAAUGUGGCUAUUGGACAGGACUUUUGUCUUGCCUGUGCAGGCCAAGGAGAAUAGGUAAUAGAUCACAUUUUCUGCCUAUCUUGGAGUUUGUAGACUUGACUGUAUUUUGUUUUUUUCAAUAGUUGUACAACUUCCACAUGAAGUACAACUGAAUGUGAGUGACACACAGGAGUGCCAAUUUCAGUAUGAUUAUUCAAGUAUCCAAGAUGAUGUAAUAGGGAACAUGGGUUUUCUGGAAAAUUUUGUGGACUCGCCUCCAGUUGUCAUGAAAACUGUCAGGUGUAUCAUUGUUUACCUUUGGGAAAAGGAUACCCAUGGUGAGUAAGAUUAUUUUGACCUUAUGUUGGACACAAUGAAGUGUAGCAUGGAAUAUGUGUGAGGUUGACCAGUGCUGUGGGGUACAUCCUCCAAAAAUGUUACUCUCAACAAUGUAAGGGUUCUUUCAACAAUUGCAUUUUAAAGUAGUUGGGUGUUUUUGUUAUUAUAUAACUUGCAAAGGAGUCAUCUUAUUAAGAUCUGUCUUUUUUGUUUGGCAGGUAUUCAUUUGGUUCCUGAAAAUGAACACCUUACUAUAACCAAAGUGGAUGAACAUGGAAGGACAUCAGCCUUCAUCUACAGGAGUAACCCUGCAAAGGACACAAUCACUGUUUCUGAAUGUCAACAAAUCAACAAUUUUGUUGGUGUUCAUCCAAAAAAAAAAUGGCUGACAAGUGUCCUGUGGCUCCUUUCAGAAUUGGCUGUGAAUCAGUUUGGUGAGGGAAGAUAGUAACUAGUCAACUUAGGAGGUAUCUUGAGACUGCUGAAAAGGUUAUGUGUAAAUGUGGAAAAUAAACAAUGGACAAGGGGAGGGGAUUUUAGAGAGCUUGUUUUAAAUGGCAGUCAUGAAAUGUGAUGUUGUGUUGUUUUGGCUGUCUAUGCAGUGUCAGUGCAAUGAUUACUUAUUCUCAGACUUCAGAAACAUCUAAGCAGAAAAUGUGCUCUUUCACAGCAAGUGGAGCAAGCUGAGUACUUGUAGAUAUUUAAACAUUAAAUUAAAAAUUACUUUCUUUUAUUAAUUCCCUUUUUUAAAUUUUUUAUACUUUAAGGCUGCUUUUAAGUUUCUUAAUCUUUUAUUAUACCUCAUAAAAUGUUUGGAAUAUAUUUGUAAAUAUUUAAAUAUUCUUAACUAGUAGUUUCUAUAACAGUAUUGUUAGUUUUCAACAUCAGGCCCCUCUGGAUACCAUCCUUAUAGCUGAAUGUGUUACCCCAUAUAAAUAAAGUUUAUCUAUCUAUCAACUGGAGUCAUAACAGACCAAUAAAAUAUCCUGAUUAUUUAACAAGUUUCGUUUCAGGAAAGAGUGGAAUCUUUGAAAAUUACUCAUACCCAAGCUGAAUACUUACACUUGUUAUUUCUUAUUCAUUUCUGUUACUGGCAGGGAAGCAAGGCUAAAGUCCUGAGAAACCCAAACAAGACUCAUUCGUUUUUGUAAAAGAAAACAUUAAAUUUAGUUAUCUUAGAAGCAAUAAUUAAAUGCAAAAAGAUUUCCCAUACUUUUAUGUCAUUCUUUUUGUUGAAAACUAGGUAACAUAGAAUGUGUAUAGGGUUUUUUUUUUUUUAGUAUCAGUGCCAGGUAUCACAAAAUGAUCAGUUUUAUCAACAAGGUUGAUAAUAUAAAUUGGCCACAGUAAACCCAUCAUCAACUCAGUUAUAAUGAGGACAUUGUAGAUAUGCUUUUUAUUGACUCUUUUUUUAUCCUUUAUAGGCUGAAUAAAUUUAAACACUGCUUUUGUAUAUUUGUGUGAAUGUACUUGAAUCCUCUUUAGCAAGGGAAUAAAACAAGCCAAAGGUUUGGUGACAUUUUACCCUUUCCUUCCCCACCCUGAGCUUUCACAUUUUCCAUCCUGUUCUCCUUACAUUUCCUAUGAUACUAACAAGAAUUGUUUUUGAGAAUAAGGAGCUUCUUAAAUUGGUGAUCAUUUCCUUUAUUCUCAUAACCUUUACAUUCAAUUAAAGGGUGAUACUGUAAAGAGAAAUUAGAUGCCAGACGCUCCUGGGGGUGGGAGGGUUAACUGCCCACUUUUUACCAGGGGAGUAGUUUAUUUAAGGAGUAACUCGGUAUGUAGUGGGUACACUAUCAUGACCCGAUGACAAAUGAUUUAUUCCACUUGGAACUCGAUGCAUUCUGGCGCUGUUAGAGACAGUAAUCAUAUCCACUCGAGUUAUUUGCCAAAUUCUUAAGAAAAAUAAAAAUUUAUUUAUUAAUUAACGUUUUCCUUGGCGUUGUCGUCCAGACUGCGCAAAUUCCCUCUUUAAGGCAGUACCUGGCUGGUGGGCAUUUAGACGAAGAAACAAAUCGAUCAAAUGAAUGAGCUAUUAGAUUUUACGAUAUUAUUUCCAAUACGAAGAUCUCGCCUUCAGGAUAAAAAAAACACUGCAUAAUUUGUAUUUUCCUUUUGUUUUAAUAUUUAGAUUCUUUGUGUUUGGUUAGUCUCCAUUUGAUUCUGUAAGUUCAAAUUCUUCAACCCUUUUUAAUGUUCGUACAAACAUCGUAAUGCCAUGAACCUUAGCUAAAAGUUCAGUAAUAACUUCAUAUGUAUAUCCUGAAAGAAAAAUGAAAUUAUGCUUUCCUCUUCCUCGUUUAUCAGUAUUGUACUGUUUCGUGCCACCCCCGGUAAAUAAAGUUUGAUUGAUUGAUCGAUUUCAGUUCAAACCCACAACAUGUACAGUAGAAAAAUGGUGCCUUCGUAGUAUGUAGAUAGAGCUGUGACACAAGUAAGAAUUUUUAUUUUUGCUUCCUUAAGUUUUCUUGGAACAAGUAAAUAGUACAAUAGGUGUUAAAUAAUUUAUUCUCACUUGAAAUAAUAACAAAGUACAUUAAAAUAACAAGAAAAUAUCAAAGCAAGGUCAGAAGAAACUUGUUUGACAUGUUUUCAUUGUUAAGUAGAUCAAGGAAAAGUCAGAAAAGUUGUCUAAGGUAUGUCAUAUGUUAGGGGCGAAUAAAUGGAGUGUUUUUGUAAGAGUUUCAAAACAUUGUUUCUUUUUUGAAGUCAUUCCAGUUCAAGUGCUGUCACUAGUACAAUCAUCAACUUUUGCAUCUGGAGUAGAACUGAGCAAGAGGACUUCUCUGGAAUCUAAACCAAUCACUUCUAGAGUUUUCCAUUGUUCCAUUUUCAUUUCCUCCAAACCCAAUUCUCUUAAAGAAGAUGAAACUGCUGCACCCAUUCUUGCGCAAAGUCCAUCUUUACCAACCAAUUAGCUUGCAAUCGAUUCACCCCGCACAAGAACCUGAAAACAGCGUAACAGCUGUGUAAAAGGCCAUCACUCAUCCCUUUUUCUUUAACUUCCAAACUUGAAGGAACACCAGAGGGCAUACUGGAAAAAAAAUCUCAGACCAACAUUAACCUUAAGUUGUUGUCAAUUGACUGUUGUUGAGUUAGGGGAGGGGUGGGUGCAGUCUGCAUGAUGCACAGCCAUUGGUUGCUGUCAUAUUCGGUACUAAACAAAAUGAUGAAUACUUCAGAAAGAGAGAUCCUCAAGAGUCUCUGCGAAAAAUAAGCAUGCAAUGUACUUCACAGCCAGCUUGUGAUGUAACACUAGGAGACACAAUUGAUCUUGAUGGCGGUUACAUUAUGCACUCCUCCACGUUAACAAGACUGCAAGUUAGUCAUGACUUAUUCUCUUGAACUUGUCAUAAUUUGUACCUACUAAUUAAAUGUCACGGAAUGUGAUGCAAUCCAGUACAUCACAACAUCAAACUUAACCCUUUAACUCCCAUGAGUGACCAAGCCAAAAUUUCUCCUUACAAUAUCAUUACAGUAUCAACCAGACAAGUGAUGAGAAUGAAGAAAAAUUUCAAUUUGGGGAUAAUUAGUUGAUCCAAUAUUAAAUUCUCUGACCUAACAUUAUAAGAAUUGUAUGGUUGACAGUAAGGAGAAUGACAAAUUUGAUCUGGAAGUUAAAGGGUAAACCUUCAUUGCUAUGCCAUUCCAUUAUUUGAAAAUGCUAAAAAAAUGCAUUUAAACACAAACUUCCAUUGUCUAAUACCGACAAAAAAUAUUCACAUUCAUAAAAUCUUACAUACAGUGUAAUUUGUACUGUAUGGAAAUUUGAGCCUGUCAGCCAUUCAAAUGUUUAACAUGAAUUGUGACAACUUGGUUAAUCUCAUUUAACCCUUCUAUAGGCAGUUCACAGUCAUGCUUUAUCUUUUAGUUCUAAUAGACUCCUUCUUUUGCUCUUACGAAGGACUAACACUUGAAACAUCAGCUUUAGAAACUCGAUAGUGGUCAAUUUACAUUAUUAACUCAGUUAAUGAAACCAGAUAAUCUCUUUCUAACAGUCUCUGCUUUUUUUCUGAUUGCAUUUUUUUAAGGUCAAUGGCUUUUAUUUUAGUUUUAUGAACUCAAACCAAGUGCAGUAAAAUCACUUUUAUUAAAUUCACUUGGUUUUAAUUUUACAAGAAUUUCAAAAAUCAAGCACUAUCAUAUUUUUCAGUAAUGAAAUAAACUAUUUGUUUCUUAUACUCACGGGAUGAAUGGUUUGCCAAGCUUAAAAACAGCUUUCAGGGUGAAUUUGGCCUUUAAAAUGAUGCAAAAAUUCAGUCGUUCAAAGAACCUGAAAAAAAGCAAUGAAAGAAAUGUUACAGUUUAAUUUAUAUUAUUAUUAAAAUCUGUCAGAUAAAACCAUAUUCUGUACUCUUUUAGCAAAAUAAUUGUUGAUUUGGUUGCUAAUAUUUGAAGUAGGUAUAUGUUUCCAUCAGUACAAACUUCUCUUAUCUAUUUUUCAAUAGUUUAUAUAAUUUCUUCGCCAAAUGAAACGAACAAAGCUUUGCACCAUCAUCCUCUCCAUGGAUAAUGACUGUGAAUUUGUCAGUGACAAGAUUUUUGUUGAUGUACUCUUCUACAUUUCUGAAUUCAGAGAUUAAACAAAGAUGAUUAACCCCCAUUAUAGUUAUAAUGAAUAAAGCUUCGCAGCAUCAUCCUCUCCAUGGAUAACAACUGUGAAUUUGUCAGAUGUACUCUUCUACAUUUAUGAAUUCAAAGAUCAAACAAAGAUGAUUAACCUCCAUUAUAGUUAUAAUGAAUAAAGCUUCACAGCAUCAUCCUCUCCAUGGAUAACAACUGUGAAUUUGUCAGAUGUACUCUUCUACAUUUAUGAAUUCAGAGAUCAAACAAAGAUGAUUAACCCACAUUAUAGUUAUAAUGGUUGGUAAUACAAGAUGUAAAAUCUUGGAUUACAGGAAACAAAAAAUUUACUUCAAUUUCACUGCAUUUUGCAUGAUAGGGAAUGCCUAAACCCUAUAACCAUCAUGUGAGUACCUACACUGCACUUUUAAUUGGAUCCCAAAUACCCUGAGCAUAGUGUGCAUCUAAUUAACACCUUAAAAAGUUUUCUUUUGGAUAACAUAGUCAUUAACAUAAUUAAGUCAUUAACAUAGAAUUAAAGAAAUACUCUCACUUACAAGCAGAGAUUGUCAGUAAGCGUCUUUGAAUUUGACCUUCGGAACAGUUUUGAUACCAAAGGUACCUUCCCAGUGUUCAAAAGGAAAAUAUCAUUGCCUGAUUCAUCACAGUGAUCUGAAUAAAGAAAUAUUUAAAACUCCUUUCAGAAAAGAUUAUCAUACCACUUUUAAGACUUAUAUUCUUAAACUACAUGAACCAAAAACUCAAGCUCUUGUGAUUUCAAUCACUCACCACUUUUUGUGAAGAAAGAGCCGACAAUCUCAUCUUACUUGUGAAGAAUAUGUUAUAUUCAUCACCCAACUCCCAACGUAAAGGUCAAGCUGCUGUUCAUCAAUUUUCAAUGACUCCCUAGAACUGGGAGUAACAUUCUGAAAGUAAUAAAUCAUUACAAUUAUUUCUUAGCUGAAAAACUGUGAAAGAGAAAAGUAUAAAUAAACUUCCUAUUUGCUGUUAUAGUAUUAAUGAUUGAUUAAAAAAGGCAUUUAAUUGUUAUGAUUGAUUCUUUUGAUACAAAUUGUUCCUGAAGCACAGCAUGCACUAUACCUACUUGAAACCCCAUUUGAAGCCAGCCGGUGCAUACAUAAUUCUAUAUUUAAACUCAAGAACCUGAUACUUAUUAAGCUCCUAGCUUUAAGGCAGCUAAUGCAUCAAGUUUAAAAUGAAAAUAAUAAAAUGGUUUUUUUUUUAUAUAUUAAAAGGGAGAAAAGUGACUUAAGAAAAGCAGAAACUAUUACCCUGGUCUUGAUUACUUUAGAGUUUCAAGUAGUUCAUGUAUGAUAUACACACUAAAUCUUAAUUCUUUAGAGUUUUGACACAAUAUACAGACUGAUAAACCAAAAGCUGGUAAAUCCUUAUAGGUUCAUGCAUAGUAGACUCGAAGAGAUUUGAUAAACAGGGUUUCAAAAUAAGGAGAAUCUAGUGCACUUAAGACAAGGUUCGUUGUAUGUAUCAUUAGUUUGGAUUGUUUUAAUUGAUUUCAAGUUAUAUUGCAUGGCUAGGGGUAUUUUAGGUGCCCCUUUAUUAGUAGGGAAAGGGGGGUGGUAUUCCUCCUCUGCUAGAUGUUAUUUGACAUGUGAUCAAAGUCAUCAUUAUCAUUAUCAUUAUCAUCAUUUUUCCUCCACUGUUCUAUCAUCCAGAUUAUGUGAACAAUUUCGCUCAAUUGGGAAAUGUUAAAAAUAAGCUUAAAAGUGAGCCAUUGUAAUAUGUAAAAUAAUCCAACGGCGCUCCUUCUAAAAAAAAUGUAGAUUAUUACAUUUCUACGACAAUAAGACCCUCACCAUAUAAAUUGAUUGUCAAGCAAUUCGACAAAGAAACGGCCGCCAUACUAAAGUAGACGUUUACAGAAAAUGAACGAGCAGCUGAAGAUUGCUUUCCUCUCUAUCGAUCACUUAGAGUUCUCCUUUACGUUUUUGGACAGAGAUACUCUGUCCAAUACUCUCUAAUACCCUCCUUCCAUAACGUCUGCCAGACGAUCGACUGUGAUUCGUUAGAAAAGUUCGCCAAGUUUUAGCCUUAAAUUUAUUCCCUGCCCCUCCCCUGUAAAGACAGUGUUUUGACCCGUAACCAGGGUCCACGCCGUGCCCAGACACUUUACUUGAGAAGCUUCAUUUCAAGCAAAGAGAGGCGAUCAUCCCCAAAAAUUGAAAAAGUUAUUUCAAACAAAAAGAAUGACGAAUGAGAUGAGCAGUUCAGUAUAAACGAAACCUCGUUCGUAAACAAGUCUUUCUCCAACCUGUAAGCGCGCACAAAAAUACCGUACUAUUGUACGAGUAGAAAAAAAACCUUCUUGUUCAGAAAUUCCAUCUUGCAAUGUUUUCCAUAGUACUAUGUUGCCUUGAAAAUAUUUCGUUUUGUGCCUAUCCCCUGUCUGCACUUACCUGGGGUCCUUUCCACUUGCUACAGUCUCGGAUUUUUGACAAUUCUGCUCAUGAAAUGAUGAAGCGCGCGCAUUUUGUUUUCAUUUCACGCGUGAAAAGAUCCACUUGCUGCGACAAAAUCUUUCCGAAUUCUCAUUGCUCUUAACUACACAAAACGUUGAAAGAUCGAAACCUAGUCAGAUUUGUUCUUACCAUGUGCCAUUUUGGACUACCAACAGGUCCACCCGGAGCGGUGCUAUUCCGUCGAUCUAAGACUGUUGUUGUUGUUCUUGUUGCUAUGGUUGUGAUGUUGCUUUAUUCGUACAAAAGACGUAUUUUGAUUAUCUAAGACCUGCGCAUCUUGAUUUAGCAGACUUUUAUGUUUAUUAGCUGGCCGUAGUUGUCAAUAACUAAGAAUGGGAUUUCCUUGCGCUUGCUUUGGUACCCGCCCUUUGGAGUUUUUCUGGUCCCAAGCUCCGUUUUUUUCCAUGCUCCAUGUUCAUUUGAAACAUGCGUUUGGGGCGUAGCCUUUUCUGUAGACCAUGCCAUGAUCUGCACGCGGGGUUUUGUAAUUCAACGUCGUAAUAACUUACGCGAUAUCGACGCUGAGUAACUUAGUAUAGUGUGCAAUGUUCAGAUAGAACCCGUCCUGCAAGACAUUACAGGCGAACAACUAAGUAGAAGGACAAACAAAGCCCCGGAAGCAAGACUGGACAUUCGUGCACGUGGAUUUUGGGAAAGACAACGAUCUGCCUUUUUUGAUGUUAGGGUAUGUCACCCAAAUGCAGACUUGUAUCAAGAUCUUGAAUCACACCAGAUCUACGAAUAUUGCACGAAAACGAGAAGAAGCGUCUAUAUGGGGAAAGAGUUAUAGAAGUUGAACAUGGUACAUUUACACCACUGGUCUUCACCACAACCGGAGGUAUGGGAAAAGAAUGCAGCAGAUACCCUAACCGACUAGCUGAGUUGAUUUCAAUUAAGGAAGAAGAGAGUUAUGCGAAGACCAUCUCAUGGAUUAGAGCUAAAAACAGUCUUUCUCAUUACUGAGAUCCACUUAUUGAGUCUAAGAGGCUCAAGGACUAUUAAGAAAGUCCCGUGCGACAUUAACCCUUUAACUCCCGUGAGUGACCAAGACAGAAUUUCUCCUUACUAUAUCUAUACAAUAUCACACAGACAAGUGAUGAGAAUAAGGAAAAAUAUCAAUUAUGGGAUUACUAAUUGAUUCAAUACCAAAUUCUCCAAACUAGUGUAAUGAGAAUCAUUUGGCAGACAGUAAGGAGAAUUACUAGUGAGAUCUUGGGAGUUAAAGGGUUAAGAACAUUGACAUUGACACCCAAACCCAAACAACAGAAAGCGCCAUGUCUAUUGAAAUUUAGACUUAUAUUCUUUUAUAUGUUCCUUAAUUUAAAAAAAAUUGUCUUUGUAAAUAUUGACUUUUAGACCAUUUAUUGUUCACAAGUAUUUGAAAGAUUGAAUUCUAAAUAGCUGCUAUUUAUGUUGAAAAUUUUAUCAGUGAACUCUUAUUUUGCUUUGGCUCUGCAAGUUCGUCGGAGUUAAUAUACAUUUUUGUACAUAAAACACGAUUUGUUUUUCGUUCUACAUCCAUCUGUAAAUAUUCUGACUAAGUUGUGAAUAAAGUUAUUAUUAUCAUUUUUAUUAUUGUCAUCUAAUGAUUAAAAUAUACAACCUAAAAAUUAUAACAUUUAACAAGAUCAUUAUAAUUAUCAUUAUGAAAAAGAACCAAAUGGUGUACAAUUGCGUAAAAUACCUAAUCUAAUUAAUAACAAUUUUGUCGUUACUGACAAGGAUGAUGGUCAUUUUCGGGUCUACUCGCUCUCCGACCAUCUAUACCAAGUUAAUUACAAAAGGAUCCCAACGGGGUGAUGGUUUUAAGGUAAUGGUAAAAAUUUUGGCAUUUUUACGACUAAUGGUUAUCUCAAAAUGACAGAAAAUGACACAUUCUAAGAGAGGAAAACAUUUUGACGUUUACCUUUUCUUACGAAUGACGGUUAAAUUUAUCGAUUUUUACGCCUAACGUUUAAAUUUUAUGGCCGUUUACGGCUAACGGCUAACCCAGUUGAGAUCCUCUCACAAAGUGUGACAGCUUUUUUAUUACAAAGUGCAACAAAUGUUUUUACUAAGCGCAACGAUUUCAUUAGAAAGUACUUCAGAACAGGGGCAGACAUGCAAACCCUUGCAGGAAAUCUAAUUUCCGCUGUAAUUUGAGAAAAAGUGUUAUUGGAAUAUCGUUACACACAAAUUUCUUUCCCCACUGCAGGUUUAUGAUGAAGGCGACAUCCUUGUGAUCUGGGGAUAAUGUCUGGGCCUAGAGUUGCUUUCAAUGCUGGUUGCUGGGAGAGAUUUAAAAGUGGGGCAAUUAGACCAGGAAUUUUUCAGCGAAGCCGCUGCAAAAAUGUCAGCCUGAAAUUAAUUCUUUCAAGAAAGUUGGUGGUGCAUCUGUUUUACGAUAAUAUAGCCAAUCCGUAUUUCAACUCUAUUAAAGUAGUAACGCCCCUGUUUCUUUUUGCUUUGUUUUGCUUUGUUUUGUUUUGUUUUGUUUUGUUUUUUAAAAAAAGAUGGAUUCAAGUGAUCCAAUAACAUCUUUAGAAAAGAAUUCCAGAGACAUUCCAAAAAUUUUAGCCUGUAGAGUAACCCUUUGGGCAUUUCAAAACUCCUCCUGUAGGUUUAAUGUUUUUAUAGUCAAACGAACUUGUAGCACUUUACUUAGCUUGCGUUCUGGUGGAUGUCUGGGCACUGGACAUUGGCCCGAUGUUCACAGGCAUCUUCGAACUGCACAGCUUAUUAAGAAGCUCUUCGUGGGGUCAACCCUUAGGCGUAAAACAGCAGAAACAAUUUACAGUUAGCCAUACAACAGCAAAAAUCUUAACCAUCACCCCAUUGAGACCCUCCAUUAAAACGUUCUAUAUAUUAAAUUCGCAUUAGAGGGAAAGUUGGAUCGUAAGAUCACAGUUCGGUUUAAGUUGUCAAAUAGACACAUAUGAUAGAGUGACCCUAUAGUGAUACAACUUAUUUUCGUUCUGCAGAUUAUAAAACAACUUCUUUAUGGAAAUUUGCUCCAAGACACGUUGUGAAAUUCUUACAGAAAAACAAUGCAGCAUACAAAAAUCACAGGAAAGCCAUCGUGCAUCACACUACAGGUUAGUUGAAAUUUAUUACUUCUAUUCUUAACAGAGGAAUCUAAGUUAUUAUUAUUACUAUUAAUAUUAUUCAUUUAUAGUUUUAAGAGACCAGUCAUUUUAUUUUUUGCCUGGGCAUGGGGGCGGAGGAUUUUGGGAUGGAUCACAUGGUUUUCAGGGGGCCCGGUACGGGGAUCAUUCGUCGCCAAUUGAAACACAGCACAAUGGGGAACUAGAGAAAAUUUCCUGCCCAUUAAUUGUCAAUAAGUGGAGAUCAUAAGAAUAUUACAGUCAGCCUUGUGAUGACGAAAUCUGGUAAAUUUCAUCGUGACGCAACAGAAAUCCUCCGAUCCUCCACCCCCCCCCUCCCUCCCCCGACGAUAAAUAACAACUGAUCCCUGAACCUAAACAAUUAUCGUAUUGUAAAUUUAGAGAUCUUUCGUACAAGUUUUUGAUGUUGGUGACUUUGCAGAUGCGAAAAAAAGAACAAUAAAAAGAAAGAAAAACAGUAUUAAGAAAUUUUAGCGCCCAUUACAGGACCUCCAUGCUAAGGGACAACACCCAAGUGAGCAGGGAGAGAUUGACCUUAGCCUUGUGAUUUAACCCUUAAUCUAGGGUGACCAGAGUCUGAUUUCUCCUUUACUUACAACCCCUGAAUCAAACAUCGAGGUCACGAGAAUAAAGGAAAUGAUCACCAACUAAAGAAGUUCUUGAUUGUAAAACAAAUUCUCCUUGUCAGCACCUAAAGAAAUGUACAGAGAACAGUGAGGAGAAUAUGCAUACCAAUGAUAGGGUGUAAAGGGUUGUUAAAUCUUUACGCCCUAACUUGUCUCAGAUUAUACAUUGACUCGUACUACUCUGUUCUUUCGCGCCAGAAUUAAACAAGUAAAGAUGUCUAAAUACCUUUUUUAGAAUUUUUUCAACCAGCAAAGAUGGCAAGGGGGUUAAAUUUAUCUCAACUAUGGAAGGUAAGAACCAAAAGUAUAAGGAACCCUAAAAAACGAACACAAAUAUCAUAAGCUUCAACCAGCUUCUAUUUGGUUUCUUCGCUACAUUAGUCAAUGUAAUGUUUUGUGUAAAUAGUAAAACUAAAUAGGAAGAAUUCCUUUAUCAUAUGCUUUUGGUAAGUCUUCAGAAAAAAAAACAGAGGUAGACUUCCCUCUUAUACAAGCUUGAUGACAAGAGUCCAAUUGCACUAUUUAAUGGGUAAGGGUAAAAUGAUAUUUUAGUGGCACUAUUGUUGUAAUGAUCCGCUGACCGAAAAAAAAUCCCAGUAAUCAAAUUACACGAAACGAGUGGAUCGAAAUGCAGAAACGGAACCAGAAAAAAAUAACAGAAGCUCAGGCCACGAUCAUUUCUAUUCAAAGCACAUGAUUCAAGACGAAAAAAACACUUCCCUAUAUAGGGGGAAUCAGAGUCGAAAUAACAUGUCACACAACAUGUCACAACAAAAAAUGAACAACAUUUGAACUUCUCAAAAAACUUUUCUUGUUUUUCUUAUAAAAUGAAUUGAGUUGGAAUCAUUGUUAAUCUCAUAUAGUUUGAUUGAUUAAUUUUGCUUAAAUGAUCCUGGUAACAGCAGUGGUACUGUAAACUUAUGAGAGUACUUCGAUCUAGACAUUUUCUAUUCUGAGCUUGUAGUAUCAAGGAAAAAGAUAUUUUAUCAAUUAAUAACCCUUUCACUCCCUUUAGUGACCAGGGGAUUGUGAACGAUAUUUACAGAACUGCCUCGAAAGGUCCGCAAAGGUGGCUUAACACCUAAUAAGCACAACGUCUCUGAGCGUUAGACAGCUCACUCGAAUUCCCCUGUACCUCGUUUUUUUUUUUUUUUUUUUUUUACGUUUCCCAUAACAGCUCAAAUACACGGAGUUCCAUUGAACUUCGUAAAAAUUGAACUUGAUGUCCAAGAACUUUCUUGAACCUUGCCUUUCUGGAAUCUGCCGGCGCUUACACUUGAACCUUGCAGGGUCGCUACGAAUGUUAGGUCAAAAUUUUGCCGAACUGAGGAAUCAAGAAGCAAAGGGGUUUGUAUUCUUUCCGAUCAGUAAAAUUGCAUGACUUUGCAGGACUUUUUACAAGACUUUGUUGAUGUUUUCCAUCAAAAUUUUUUACCAAAACGUUGCUUUCACGGAUGAACGCGAUCAUUCGAUUAAGGCAUUUCUUCGUUAUUGAAUAUUCUGGGAAAGUCCGCGUCAAAAAUUCCACGAAAAUAUAGGUUAACGUUGAGUUCAUUAACCACUGUGACAAUAAGCUUUUUGGCUGCUGCAUAUUAUCAGGUUUUCUGGUGGGAACGCUAUUAAAUCGGGGGAAAAUAGCUUAGUAAAGAAAAACUUUGCCGGCGGUAACGAAAACUCGAUACCAUUUCCAGGCACACGGAGAUCAACCUCGACGGCGUUCUCACGGAGUUCAAGCAGACAAGGACUUUUCAAAUAGUCAGCACUCGGUUCCAACAGCAAUUCAUUUAGAAUUCCUCGUAAUAAGUAAUGGUAAUAAGACUGAGUGGAGUCCAGUUCGGUCGGUAAUCGUACGAGUGAUAACAAAAUCGGACGACCACGCAGUGGGAGUCUGAUUUUUUUUAUCACGAGUAUGAUUACAGACCGAAUUGGACUACACGAAGUCUUAUUACCAAUUUAUCCUAAAAAUUACAAUUUCCGUGAAAAGAAAAAUAGCCAAGGUAUGAAAGAAAGGGAAAAUUUGCAAAAAAGGACUGAUUGGUUGAUUUAAACUAUAACCAUUUAUGUGAUUGGCGUAUUGAACUGUCCGAUAACAACUUGGCAAGUGAAUUAGCAGAAAAUAGGAGUUUUUUAAACCAAUCAUAGUCGAAGAAAUUGUAACAUUUAUGAUUAUCGAUGUAAUCAUAAUUUGAAAAGCCAUACAAUGUACUAGCUUGUAUGCGUUCUUUUACAUCUGAAGCGUCUACCAUUUGCACACUGCAUUUCCUAGCACAAAAUACGAGUAAAAUGCACUUAGGUCAAAAGAACGAAGUAACAAGUUUGAAAGCGUUCACGAUAAAAAAAUUCACAACUUGAAAUUAGAAGACGAAGCAAAGCUAGUUAAAGGGAAAUAAAAUCUUGUAAUAAACUUGUUACUUAUUCCGUAAAGUUACAGGAAGAUAACUUAUUCGAUUAACAGGAACUAGCAAAAUUAUCUUAAGAACAUCUUUUCAGUUGCAUGCCUGUAAUUAUGAGUCGAAAAACGGCUCGAUAAAAUUGAAAGCGUAGGGUUUUUGGCUACAAAAUGAACUAAAGCUACGAUAGCAUCGUCAAAGGAACAGUUUCCAAACAUAAUAAGUGCACUUUGUACUCGUUAAUUGAAAAGCUGAAAUACUAUUGGCUUUUAUACUUUUUUUCAUAGCAAAGCUGUCUAAGAUAAAUUGUCACAUAAGAAUUGCCUGUUGUUUGACAAAAGAUAAGGAAUUCACUGAAUCAAAACCAAGGAACAUUAAGUAAAGUCUCGUAAUACGCGUACUAACUUAAUCAAUAUUAUUGUUUCCACUGAACUUGGUUAUUUAAGUGCGAGUGUAUGUAAUUUAGACUAACUCUUGAAAGUUGUGUGAAACAUUGAUCGUUUACAUUAUUUUUAGGCUUUGCCUUAUGCUUUUCAAGGAAUCUACGGACGCCGUGAUAAAUAAUUCCCAAUGAGAUAUUGCACUUGUUUAGUGAAUCUUUGGUAGUAAGCCACCAAGUGCACGAAAACAACAUUAGCAGACAUAGACGGAAAAAAGAGUCAGUAAUCUUACCGCAAGAGUUGACCUCACAUAGUGUAAUCACCCGUAGCGAAGGUGGAAAAUGUCUCAAGCAGGACUCGCUGUUUAUUACCACAGUGCAAGAUGUUGGUGCUUCUGAUGGGUUCGAUGUGAAACAGCAGUCACCUCAGCGCCACCGUAAAUAAAGAUUACGGUCUUGAAGCGAUUGAUCAAAGUUUUCAGGUUGUUACAUAGCAAUUCAACAACCGGCUGACCAACUACUGAAUUGUGGCGUAAGCGGAAGCCGAAACUUAAAGUUCUUGGUCUGCACAAUAGUUAUGGUUUGUUUGGGGCCUGGGAAUAGUGAAAGGAGGAUAAGAGGAAAAUGCAAAGCGUGCAACGUUGAGCAAAAAAAAAACCAGGUCUAAAGGAGGUCCUUUCAAAAGCUUCAAAAAAAACAUUAUUGAUGUACACUGUAGAUUAUUUAAAACUUCCUUUUCUUUUAUUCUAUACCACUCACUCCAAUAUCAUUUAGUAUGUUUCAUUUUGGCCUUGGUCCCAUGUCUCUCUCUGCAUUCUUGAGGGACCGGGGAGUAAUAUCCUUUGACAUUUUAACUGUAACUGUCAUGACAACUGGAAGUUAGUCACAACUUUGGGCAAGACAUUGAAAAUUGUUUAGUCAUUAAUCAUCAAAUACAUUGAAGAAAACUUUUAAACUGUUCUCUGUUUUCAAUUGUUUUGAUAUUCUGUGAAUAAUGGACAAUACAGGCUAGUCACAACAUAUAAUUGUAUACAAGAUGAGCUAACACAAAUGUUUGAUUCCUUCCUAUAGGAAAAUUGUUUCUGUAUCAAUGCAUUAUUUGUCACAAACUCUUAUCACUCUUACAACAAAGCUCAUCUCCACACUAAUCUAUUUAACAAGAAUUAUUCCAAAUCAGAGACCAAAUUUUAAACUCUCCAUAUAUUUUGAACAAUCUUGGAUCAUUUGGUUAUGUGUGCUGAGUAGAGUUUCCAUUCCAUGUGUUACUGUUGUCAUCUUCAUCAUCUCUGUUGUGAAGCUGGUGAAUUCCAGAUGAAACAUUACCCAGGACUCUAUGAUGUACUCCACAACUACCAUGUAAAAAAAAAAAAAAAACAAAAAAACAGCAAGAAAGAUUGGCAUGUAACCUUAGCAAGGAAGGAGUUCAGGUGUUGAUCCUGAUUCUGUUUCAUGCAAGCCCAAAUUCACAAAAAAAAAUUAUUUUACUCACUGAAAACGGCAACCUGAAACAUGAGACUAUCUUUCUGUUUGUGAAAUUUGCAAAUUGUGAUAAUUGAAUAUUUUGUCCAGAGUCACCAGUGGAAAAAUAUGUGCAUUUUCAAACAUUCAAAAGUUGUUUAAUUCUCCAAAACUUUAAUCUGUCAAACAUUGAGCCAAACAAAAAACAAAACAAACAAUGGACAAUAACAUUGACUGUAAAUCAAAUUCUUCAAACUUGAUAUCAGGGAAUUCUUUUUGGUUUUUGGUUUUUGGUUUUUCAUUCUAAUACCAAACAGCAAACAACCAAACUAGUUUGAUACAGUUGAACAAUAAACUGUGUAACUGUUUACAAAAGGGAAACAACCAAAAGAAGACUCACUUUGAUGGUUUUGACUGUGUGCUGCUGUUUGUUCUCUGUGAAGGAGUAUUCUGUGUCCCUCUACCAAAUAGGAAAAGCUUUCAGGAAGUUAAUCAGUGUGAACAGAGGUGAAAGAAUCCAUAACAACAGUUUAGGGAAUGAUGAAGUCCCAGAUGGAGUGAGGAAAUUACUUCCUCUCUGUGAAAAAAAAAUUAAGUUUAGUGUUACCGGUACUUAUUUAUUUUUUUAAGUGUUGGAAAAUUUCUGAAUGGUGGAGGGACGUGGAAAUUUACUCAAAGAAUUUGAGGAAAUAUUUUUCACAAGUACAAUAAUAAUUAAACAAUGAAAAAUAAAAACAACAACAACAAAAAAAGAUUCAACAUUCAUUGGGAGUGAAGGAGAAGAAAAAAGCUUAAGUUGGUUGCAAGUGGCACCCAAGCUUUCCUUAAACAUAACCCUACUUUGAUUUCCUGAAGUUUCAACCUCCAUUACCUAACUCUGAGUUACACACAUAUAAACAGAACUCAUUGGUGGGCUAAGCUGUAUGCCAGGUUCACAUGAGACAAAUAUUCACUUUUUCCAAUGGAUGAAUGUUUAAAAAAAAAUUUUAUAUUAAUCUAAAACUUACCACAGCUACAAUUAAAGAGGAACUUAGAGUCAGACCUUACUCAGGCAAACUCUUUACCAGGUCUUCUUUAGUCAGCUCUUGUCUAGGGUAGGUGGUGUACAUUCUUAUUGAGCUGAUACUGGGUCCUGGUUGCUGAGAACAAUUGAAAAGAUCCCCAUGAAUAAAACUAAUUUUUAGAAGAUUUUUAACAAAUUUGCUCAAAGGAGCUCACUUGUGUUUUGGAGGGGUUGAUGGCUGUAAGGACAAUUGAAAAAAACCAAAUGGUCUUGAAGAGAACCUUAGUUUGGACACACACCACCAAGGUUGCAGAAAAUUAAGAAUCUAAUGCAGACCUAGGAAUUGGUACAUCUUGUCUGACUUUAGGAGGAAAAUUAAGGAAAACUAUUUCUGGCCCCUUCAAUAAGAACCUAACAAUUAUAUAGCUCCAAUACAUUUAACACUGAUUUCUCCUCUACUUAUCUUAAUAGAAUUCCCUGAAAACUAUUAAAAUUUUUUUCAUUGUUUUACAUGUACUUGUAAAAAUCAACUAUUCACAGUGAUGACAUACUUUCUCCAAAGGAGUAUCAAGUGGGAAAGAGUUUGUUAACAAACUGCCAUCUGGAAGACAAAACUGGAGCCGGGCAGAAAUGCUGAGUAAAAACAAAAAGUCUCUGUUGCAUGUACAGUGCAUUUAAUAACAAUACAAUACAACAAGGUAUAACUGAAGUAAUGGCUGAUGUUAUAAACAGCAUGUACUUUAAUUACUUUUACAAUGUAGAAGUGACGGAUAUUCAAGAACUCAAAACCUGUACAAAUGACAUGUGUUAUUGCAUUUCUACCUUACUUACCACUCAGUCUUUCCUAACCCCUCACUAUCUCCAGUCAAGGUAGUUGAAGGUGAGAGUGAGGGGGCUUGUGGAUGCUGUCUCUCCUGUGCCUCAUUCUGUCACCUUGCUUCCCUUUCUGCUUUAUCUCUAGCAAUCUGCUGCAGCACAACUUCCCUGUGGGUCUACUCUUUCUUCUUUGAUUUGAUUCACAAUAUUUUGUGCUCAUCUCUCCUCUCAGUCAAUUUUGGCUUUACCAAGUUCUUGUCCCUGAUGACGUCUAUCAAAUUCCUUCUUCUUGGCUUCCUAAAAUGCAAAGAAUUCUCUUUAUCAUCUAUUCACUGGUGAAGAUAAUAAAUUUGCAUUUUACAGAAUCAAAGUGGCAAAGCAGAGUGAGUGGUUUAUAACAUUUAAUUAACUUUCUUGAACUCAUCAAAAACUGAGCUCAAAGUUAAUAAAUAUGAUUGCCUAUUGGCCAUUAGUAGGAUACUGGAUUCCAGAUUGAAAGUUGUCCCAAUUACAGCAAUUCAUAUAGCAUCAAGUCUCCCAGCCAUAGCAGUUGUCCAUCCAGUUGAUGGAGCAAUGAUCCUUUUCUAACAAGAGUAAAUGAGUUAGGUGAUUCCUUCAAUAAAGGUAUUAUAGAGCAUGAUACAAGUAGCAACAUUUCAGACAGCCACAAUAGUCAUGAACAGCCCAAAAGCCAACUAGCAAUACAUGCUUCUAGGUAUUCAGACUUUUACAAGUCCCAUGAUGAGGGAAAUAUGAUAACUAGAAAUCUAGAACAGCUUAUUAUACCACAACCAAGUGUUCCACACAGGACAACUUAAGAAAGAUGACAUAGCACAGAAAGGCCUGCUUCAGUUGCAAAUUCACACCAAAACCACUUUUCAACUGUGGAUAACCUUGCCACCAAAGACCUUGAGGUUCUCACUUUACCUGCCCUUACCUUUUACAAUCACAAAAUCAAUCUCAACAACAAACACCAUCAGUAGCUCAAAAACAGUUUUCUAACUUAAGUGUACCACCACAAUCCACUUCAAUACAUGUUCCUUCUUCAACUACACAAUCAGUCACAUUCUGGGAACUGGCAGCCUUCCUAUCUCAGUCAACAAUUGGGGGUCAUCAAGGCAGCAGUGCUUCUACAGCUAUUUCUUAGUUGUUGGCAAAGACAUACUUAAGAAUGUGAACAAAAAACCAACGGUGUGAUCCAAAAGCAAAAAGCAAGGAAACACAUUUUCUGCAAACUUGCUUUGGUGACAAACAAACCCUUCCUUCAACUGGAAAACCACCAACCACUGACUCCAAGCUGGAUUCUAGCCUUCAUGUCAUGUAUAAUGGGGGGAAAUCAAGCAUAUGACAGUUUCAUGCAGUCACCAUCAUAUCUUGGUGUUGUUGAAGCCAUACCUCUUGUCAGAAGCAGCCUGGGUAGUUUGAGCUAUGAAGAGGAGUUCACUGUUUGUUUUGUCAAGGAGCCUAAUUCAAGUGAGGAAUCUGCCCUGAGUUUUCACUUGAGUAGAAGACUUACCAACACAAAUGCUGCUUUUACAAUAAUUAAUGGUUUAACGAUUUCAUUUGUAAGUGAUGCAAAUGACAACAUCAUCUUAAUGUAUAGCCAUCUCCACUUACCAAAAGGCGCCUUUCUUGCACAGUCUCAACGCAGUGACAUUGAAGAACUAUUAAACUGGCUGAACUUAAAGCUAUCUGCGACGGUGAAUUUUCGUACGGUUACUUUCAUCAACUUCAGGUAACACUGUGUGGUAAGAAAUGCAUGUAAACGUCAAACAACGGCGGUUGAUCGUAAAGUUACAUCGACAUAUUUCCAGACGCAAAGAAGAUUAAGAAAUGUGUCAAGUAUAAAUGUUAUUGCAUCUAUUACGUUUACGUUGUGUAGAGGAAAAGAACGUUCACUUAAGCAAAACGACUGACAGAUUCAAGACUAAUUUCGGUUGUGUCCUAGUGUACCGGUACACAAAGGAAGGAAACAUUAACGAACUGCGUCAUAACUCCAUGUAUGGUUAUGAAAACAAAAGGAAUUCCCUCGUGUACCGGUACACCAGGACAGCCCCCUAAUUUCGAUUGUAAAACAGCUUUUACUACCACAAGAGUUUACAUCGAAAAGCUUUUUAAGUUUAAAGCAUUUAGUGAACAAAUACCGAUGAUGAAAUGCGUUUUGUGAAUAAAAUUGGUGAAUGGAACGGGAACACGCAACGAGCUGUCUGGAUAAAUUUAACUCAGCUUUAAAUAAACAAAUAAAUAACGACUUUAUUGGAUAACACAAUUACGGGUAGAACCCGUAGUUCUCAUUGUGGUCCACAGUGAGUUGAACUAUGUCUACAAUAAUUCUAUUCACCCUUCAGAUUUUUCCAUAAGAACAAACUCAAUUAAAAAAUUUUCCAGUUGGAUCACAUCAAUGUCAGUCCCAAAAAGUGUAGAACGAUGUUCUGUUCGUUCUUCGCCAAACUCCACCCACGCUGGAAUCACUAAUAGCUCCUUGAAAGAGCGAAACCUGUCGAGCAUGCGCACUCUUUUUGUAGCUGUGUCCAAAUUGUCGCCACUUGUAAGAGGUGAGAGCCAAUCAGAAGAGGUGAAAACAGGUGAAAGCCAAUCAGAAGAGGUGAAAACACAUGAAAGCCAAUCAGAAGAGCGCAAACAGCCCAAGGAUUAAUAUAAAUACUGCUCACUACGUCUACAGGAACUUUUGCACAUCGCUGGCGCUCAUUUGGUAUUAGUAGAAGUAGCACGUAUCAUAGAAUAAAAAUGCGGGGGGCAUUCUUUCACCAUUCAAUCCUUCGUCCCUUCUCCAGUGAAGCUCAUGCAAGUGCAGAAUGGCUUCAUCUGCGACAAAGAAAGGUAUUUGGAUUCUCUGAAAAUUUCUGAUUGUCGGGCAUUUAAGCCCGUUAGGACCUAACGAGACCACGGCCGGGCAAUGAGGACGUACCAAAACAAACGAUCGAACGGGAAGGAAAGAUAGUUUAGCACAUGUGUUUUAAAACUUGGAACAUUUCUUCGCGGUCCUCUUCAAAAUAAAAACGUGCUUCAAGACCAAGCCAAGCGCUCUAGGAUUUAGGGUGAAUUACCGCAGUUCCGUCUUUUAGGAUAAGGGGUAAUUUUACGCCAUCGCAUCAUUCGGCUAAUCCAGUUUUUAGGGUUGCCUGACUGCAAUGUUGUGUAUCACUUGGUGUUGCGAGUGUGCAUGUGGCUGAAGAGCCCAGCACUAUCUCCAAACAGUCAUUGAGUUAGUCAUGCAGUGGCUAAAUGACCGGCAGCCCUACGCAUUCGACAAAUUUGACGAAUCAAAUGAACAUAGCCUUCCCAAACUAUCUGAUGUUGAUCACGAAGUGCCCAAUGACCCUCAACAGGCUUUAUAUCCCACAUCUAACGCUUGGUUAAAGUUAAAUGCACACCUCAAGUAGUAUAACUUUAGCUACUUAUCUAUAUUGACUGUUGAACGUUUCUUUAAUUUGAACUCCAAGAGUUUUUGGUAAAAUUUCCGCACAGCCCCAUACUACAUUAUGCAUUCAGUUCUUGGAUAGAGAAAACAAUGACAAAAACAAUAGAUUGCCAUUGGGUGGAAAUUUUUACCGAGUUUUUUGUCAGAACAAAGAAAAUACCUAAAUCAAUACAUGUAAAUAUCUUUCUUCCUUCUCUGAUCUUUUUUAGUCACUCUUGAUAGUGAAGCAGAAUAUCAGGGUCCUUGUUGAUUAAAUUUUUACCUGGAAAACUGUUCUUUUUCAGAAUCAAGUAUCACCUUGCAGUACCAUUCUGAGGUGAGUUUCAUAGAUAGAUGUUGGAAUGAACCAAAAAAUGUUGAACAUCACCUGGUUAUCAGUCUGGGAAUUUGAAAGAGUAAACUGUUUCUCAUAAUUCCUUCACCUGCAAACAUAUCACCUAACAAAGUUAUAAAAUUCUUUGUUGAGACAUAGUUGUUGAGCUGCAUUUAUCUACCUUCCAACUGUCUUGACAAGAAAGUAGAUUUGUCAAAAAUGUUCAUCAUGGUGCAAAAUUGUAUUUUGGCCCAUCAUCCAGGACUUAAAAACUUACAUAAUUCAUUGUUAAGAAGCUUUGGAAACAUUAUGCAGAGCCAGUAAACUCAAUGAUGAUAAUGUUAUAUACAGUUCAAGCAUUUUGUGAGAAAGUGAGUCACAGAAUAUGAGUUUCUUUUGCUGAUUUUAAACCAGCUUUGGUGUAGAUUGAAGAAGGCCUCUUAAAGGUAAUCACAAUUUUAUCUGUAUUCCACCAACAGGAGUGGGAACUAACAUUUAAGGCCAGAUAUGGCAUUGAUGGGGAAGAAAGAAUGGAGGUUGAUAAUGAACCUGGUAAUUGUUUUAAUUAUAACCUGUUUGUAUCUGAAUGUUCUUGUUUUUAUAUUUAGUUAACAUUGUUGCAAACCUUAUCGGUUAGGUACAGUAAGCUAGGGGCUAGUGGAUUUUGAGAUCAGGCUGGGAGAUUCUGACCCUCAUUUGCCCAACUGGCAAGAGGAUUUUUUCAGGAAUCGUUCAAAGUACAGAACAACCUCAAGUCUAAUACCCUUUUCAUACCAGCAAAACAUGUUCAGUUCAACUGUGUUUAACUGAAUGAACAUCAGAAACAGAGAACUGAACAACUGAAUUUCGAAUAUGGUUCAUUGAAGUACUGAGUCACUAACGAUUUUCACUGUGUAGAAUUUGAAGUUGACAAACAUUGGCUUGAGCAGCUCAUCAUUCUCUGGGAUGAAGGGCUAACCCUUGAAACAUCAUCUUAGAAACUCUCUGUCAUGGCCAAUUUACAUCAUCAACUUGUCAAUUUUUAAUUUGAUGAAACCAAAUUAUCUAAUUUUAAAUGGUUUUUAACAAAAAAGCUUUAAAAUAUGCUUUAGCUUUGGUGUGAAUUGGUUUUUACUUAAUUUUUUUUGUCAACCCACAGUUAGACUUAAGUGGAACAGAAUUAGUAUUUGAAAUUGUUGUAGUGAAGUUAGUAUUGGAUUCCAUUUGUUACUAUGCUGUGUGAAAGUUUUCCUAUGCAGUCUUGCCAAUCUGCACAAUCUUCAGAUUCAAACAAAUAGAACUGUGGCUUUUGGACAGGAAUUUUUUUUAGCCCUUGCAGGCUAAGGUGAAUAGCUAAUAGAUCACAUUUUCAGCAUAUUUUGUAGUUUGUAGACUUGACUGCACUUCAUUUUCUUCAAUAGCUGAUCAACAUCCACAUAAACUACAUCUGAAAAUGAGAGACAGACAGGGGUGCAAACUGUCCUAUGUUUUUCCAGGGAUCCAAGAUGAUGUUAUAAGGAUACUUGGUUUCCUACAAAAGUUUAUAAACUCACCUGGGGUUAUCAUGAAAACUGUCAGGUGUAUCAUUUGUUACCUUUUGGAAAAGGAUACCCCUGGUGAGUAAAGUUAUUUUGAUCUUCUGUUUGACUCAAUGAAGAGUUGCAUGGAAAAUUGGUGAGGUUGACCAGUACUGAGCAGUACAUCCUUCAAAAAUGUAACUCUCUUGACAAUGAUAUGGUUCUGUCAACCAUCACAUUUUGAAGUUGUUGGGAUUUUUCAUUGUUACAUAACUUGCAAAUGAGUUAUCUUAUUGAGAUCUGUCUCUUUUGUUUGGCAGGUAUUCAUUUGGUUCCUGAUAAUGAACAGCUAUUAAUGACAAAAGUGGAUGAACAUAAAGGGACAUCAACCUUCAGCUACAGGAGUGACCCUGCAAGUGACAUAAUCUCUGUUUCUGAAUGUGAACAAAUCAACAAUGUUGUUGGUGUUCAUCGGCAGAAAUGUUGGCUGCUGAGUGUCCUGUGGCUCCUUUCAGAGUUGGCUGUGAUACAGUUUGGUAAGGGAAGGUAG